Molecule: messenger RNA, 2807 nt
Organism: Hevea brasiliensis (rubber tree)
Lineage: Eukaryota; Viridiplantae; Streptophyta; Magnoliopsida; Malpighiales; Euphorbiaceae
Exons: 3
Coding region: 1762-2565 (267 amino acids)
Source: RefSeq, a predicted model, not a curated record
GCUUUGUUGAGAUGGUAGUUACUAUGGGAUUUCUUGUCAAUUGCUAUGAGGUUAAUUGUAAGCAUUAAUCCUAUUUUCUGAAUAAUAAUUGAUAUUCUUAUGGUCAUUCUUAAGUCGAUGAGAUUAUGUUUGUAAAUUUUAAAAGAGGAAUUGUAAACAUGGGCUCUACAUUAACUAAUGAUAAUAAAAAUGGAAAGUGAUAUUUCCAUGUUGUUGCUUAGCUAUUAGAAAAUUGGUUGAAGCAACAUGCUUGUUAUGAGCGUUUAAUAAUCCAGAUUUUUGAACAUUUUAUCAAUUUCUAAAACUAUAUCAAUUCAUUCAUUUUAAAGGAAUUAUACAAUGAAAAUUCACAUGCUCUGGCUGUCAGCAUGUUUUACAGUAUGAAUUAGAGUUUGGAUUUUACCUAUCAUGAAUUAGAAAAUAAGACAGUGAAAACAUGCUUCCAAUUUUCUAGAUUAGGGUUCAGGUACCUGACCCAGCCAUGUGGGCAAUAGUAAUCGAGUUGGAUCACCCACUCCAUCUAUUAUUCCAGACCAACUACAAUAUAUGUGCAUGUUACUAGUUUAUAUUCAUUCAUGAACUGCAUUGAUCAAAACUGGAGUUCUGGAUUGCAACUUAAAACCAUAAAUAGAAUUGAAAUUGGACUUGCUCUUCUUUUCUAAUAAAGUUUUUUUUGAAUUGUCUUUGUUGUUUUGUUUAUAAGAAGAACUAAAGUGCUACUAUAGGAAUUAGAUCAUAGUUGCUGAAUUGGAACACAAUAAUGAAUGCAUGUUCUUGUCCUAUUUGAUCUUCAAUAUUUCACAUUUGAUUCACUAUCCUUAUCCAGUAUACUGCAUACGAAUAACUUACCAAUUAAAACUGACAUUGGUAACACAUGCAAGUUCCUUAACCUGAAAGUGUGUGGAAUCCAGUGCCUAUUGUUCAUAUAAUUGAAGGAAUGCAGUGAGAGACCAUAUGAAAAGCCCUCUGUCUACACCCAAAAAACCUACAGGAGAAAGGUGCUACCUCACAUGAAAAAUAAAUAUAGCAAAAAGGUAUUUACUUCUUCUUGGCUUUAUAUUGCUUUUGAUUUAGUAUAACAAUAUUAAUUCCUCUUAGAUAUCCAUUUUAUACUUAAUUUUGGGAUAGCUUACUAUGAAAUUAUUCGCAUUAGAUUCUACAUUACAUGAUAUCAUAUUUUAAUUUUUGUUGGAAUGUACAAUAAACUUCUUCAUAAAUCAUAGGUCUUUAUAUUUUAAGGUCUUUCAUUUUAAUAAUAUAUUCAAUAUACUAUUAUUAUAUUUUUACAGUCUAAGAAGUCAAAAAAAUUUUGUAAAUGCUCCACCAACACCCCAUUUGAUUGAUUUCCUGAAAGUUUCAUAUGUUGAGUUGUCCAGAUAUCGUUCUUUUGGAAGAAGACUUGAAUUUCAAUCUACAAGUAGCUUCACUAUCAAUAAGUGAUGAUGACUUCCCAAGUGCCUGAAUAAUAUGGCAAUAGGCAUGACCAUCAUAUUUUAGAUGCUAUUAAGAAAAUGAUUUUAAGAUCUUUCAUUUUUGAUAAUAUCUUAUUUUGAGCCAUUCUAUUAAAGAAAAUCCUUUGAAAUUUUUCAUUAGUAUUAAAACUCUCUGUUGAUUUGUUAUAAAGUAUUAUGAAUAAUUUGAUCUUUGCUAAAUAAUUAUUUUGGUAUUAUUACUCAUAGUUUAAUAUCCAAUAUAAGCUAUCCAGUGCUGUAAAAGGCAAGAAGAGGCUCCAGGCGAGUCGAGAGGUGAGGCAAAGCGAGCAUGCUGCGACUCUCCAAGCCAAGGCUAGGCCACUUCAAAGAGGAGGACACCCCGAAGCCAAGAGAGAGCAAGCCAGCCAGCCACCAAGACAUCCUUCCCAGUGACUGCAAGAAAAGAAGAACAGAGCAUCGCGCUACAAGCCCACAGCAACCAGGGAGAAUAUUGGAAGCAAAUUUUCCCCAUCUAUACUGGAUUCUAUGUGUAGCCUAUUGUAUAGAUUUGAUAUUGGAAGAUAUUUUUAAGGUAAGGGUUUUCAAAGAAACAUCCUGCAAAGCUAUUGAGCUUAUUGGUUUCAUAUACGGCUCUUCAGGAGUUCUGAAUAUGUUGCGGAAUUUCACUAAAGGAGUAGAAUUGCUAAGGCCAGGGAAAACUAGAUUUGCUACUACUUUUAUUACAUUGGGAAGGAUUCACCUGCAGAAGGCCAAUAUUAGAAAAAUGUUUACUUCAGAGAACUGGACAACUAGUAAAUGGGCUAAAGAGGUGAAAGGUAAAAAGUGUGAAAGAACAGUUUUGAGUCCUGCCUUCUGGAAUCAUGUUGUAUAUGCUCUUAAAGUUUCUGGUCCUCUUGUUUGUGUGCUAAGACUGGUUAAUAAUGAAAAGAAACUAGCCAUGGGAUAUAUUUAUGAAGUUAUGGAUAGGGCUAAAGAAACCAAUGCUAACUCAUUCAAUGGCAAUGAAGAAAAAUACAAGCAUAUUUUUGAGAUUAUUGAUGCAAGAUGGUCAGUUCAAUUACAUCAUCCUUUGCAUGCUGCUAGAUACUUUUUGAAUCCUGAAUUUUUUUUAUCCAAACAAGAUGAGAAUUGAGCAUGAUGAAGAAGUGAAUUCAGGCUUGCUUUCGUGCAUUCACAAAAUGGAACAAGAUUCAACAAAAGUUGACAUGAUUAUUGAUGAAAUUGAGAAAUACAAGGCAGCUACAGGGACCUUUAGUUAUCCUUCUGCUAUUAGAGGAAGAACAACUAAAUCUCUAGGUUAUUAAUUUAUAUUCUUAUUAAUUUUUCAUCUUCCUCAUUUAUUAAAUUAUAUUAUGAAUUUGAGUUUAACAAUCA